Messenger RNA from Setaria italica (foxtail millet), 555 nucleotides. RefSeq names its product protein FLOWERING LOCUS T. Lineage: Eukaryota; Viridiplantae; Streptophyta; Magnoliopsida; Poales; Poaceae. The record is from RefSeq and is a predicted model, not a curated record. Bases 1 to 555 code for a protein of 184 amino acids. The transcript is spliced from 4 exons.
AUGGCCACCGAUUCCUUGGUUACAGCUCGUGUGAUAGGAGAUGUUUUGGACCCCUUCUACAGCUCCAUUGACCUGAUGGUACUGUUCAAUGGUAUGCCUAUUGUCAGCGGCAUGGAGUUGCGCUCUCCGACGGUCUCUGAGAGGCCGAGGGUCGAGAUUGGAGGAGAUGAUUAUCGUGUUGCAUAUACCCUGGUGAUGGUUGAUCCUGACGCUCCAAACCCAAGCAAUCCGACCUUGAGGGAGUACCUGCACUGGAUGGUGACAGACAUCCCGGCAUCAACCGAUGACACCUAUGGCCGCGAGGCGAUGUGCUACGAGGCCCCAAACCCGGCGACGGGGAUCCACCGCAUGGUGCUGGUGCUGUUCCGGCAGCUCGGCCGGGAGACGGUGUACGCGCCGUCCAGGCGCCACAACUUCAGCACCCGCGGCUUCGCCCGCCAGUAUAACCUCGGCGCGCCGGUCGCCGCCAUGUACUUCAACUGCCAGCGCCAGAACGGCUCCGGCGGCCGGAGGUUCACCGGGCCAUACACCAGCGGCCGACAUGCCGCCGCUUGA